Chenopodium quinoa (quinoa) is the source of this 4381-nucleotide messenger RNA. Its product is annotated as protein ENHANCED DISEASE RESISTANCE 4-like. Bases 559 to 3993 code for a protein of 1144 amino acids. The transcript has 3 exons. NCBI's taxonomy places the organism in Eukaryota, Viridiplantae, Streptophyta, Magnoliopsida, Caryophyllales, Amaranthaceae. Gene Ontology annotation, biological process: regulation of defense response to fungus. The record is from RefSeq and is a predicted model, not a curated record.
UAUAUGUUGCCAUAUCAAAUAUUUUUAGAUUAGUCUUUCGCUGUAUUUUCAUUAUUAGUCAAAAUAUUACGAUUAUUAUGAUAUGGAUGAAAUGUUAUUAUUAUAAGUAAAAAGUACGGAGUUUUUCGUAGUCGACUCCGUAUAGACACAAUCCACUCUCCACGGAAACCCAUAGACACGUCAGUGCCUCACAACGUCCCACUCCCCAUUUAUUUCUCCCUCACUUUCUCUCUCCUCAAGCCGCCAACUUUCAACGAUCUCUCUCUUUCUCUCUCCUCCUCUGUUUCUUCGACUCUUCUGCUGGUGUGAAACCACAAAAUUAAAAAAAAAAAUAUAUUAAAAGAUGGGUUUUACAUUAGAACAACAAUUGAAAAUUCCCAGGUGAUUUUUUCAUAAUUUCCCACGAAAAAUUUUCAUAUAUAGAGUGGGUCAAAAUUAGAUAGUAGGCAGAAAAACACAGAAAUAAAUAUGGUUUAUUCAGAAUUUUAGAGGAAGAAGAAAAUUUUCUUGACUCUUUCAGCUUAACUUCGAGGAAUUUUCAUAUAGAUCAGGAAAAGCAUGACUAACAAACAGCAGUCAAAUGUUCGAUUAGUUAAAUGUCCAAGAUGUGCAAAGAUCCUUCCUGAACCAGAACAUGUUCCUCUAUAUGCCUGUGGUGGAUGCGGUACAACUCUCCAAGCAAAAAAUUACAGAGAUUCCCGUAAAAACACAACAUUGAGCUCGCAUGAAAAAAAUUUCAAAAAGAGUAAUGGAAUCAUCCAAGCUCAUAAUGGUGGAGAAUCUAGCAGCUCAAGUCGAAGAUCAAGUUCUGCUAGUGAACAAUUAUCAGUUCAAGAAAAAGGCAGGGAUCAGGAAACUGUUGAAAAAUUAGGUGAUUCUGAACAGAAUGGAGCAGCAGAUUCUUCCGAGCAUACAUUAUUGUCUAAAGAGUCUAGUUUUCUCAAGAAAAAUGGACAAGCAGACAGCAAAAUGGACCAAUUUGUUUUAAAGGAUCGUAACGAAAGGAGGGAUCGGGAAGCUGCUCAAAGUUCUGAGCAGAAUGGAGCUGCAAGUUCUGUCAAUCAUAUUGCAAUCUCACAAGAGUCUAGUCUCAUUGAGGAUAAGGAAAAUGGAGAAAUAGACAGUAAGCUGGACCAAGUUGUUUUGAAAGAUCAAAACGAAGGAAAGUAUCAGGAUUCUGUCAAAAGGUUAAGUAAAUCUGAGCAAAAUGAAGCUGCAAAUGCUGCCCAUCAUUCAGCAUUGUCAGAAGAGCCUCAUUUCACGAAGAAAAUGGACCUAUUGGAUUCAAAGGAUCAGGUUCCUAAUAAUAAUCCUACUGUCCUCGAGAACAAACAGCUGGAGCAACUUAACAUGGGAAACUCAGUGUUAGAAGAUAACAAUGGUCAAGAUGAACAGUGUGAUGGCAUUGUUGAGAAUCACCAUGAGAAACAGAUAGGAGACGUGAAUCAUGACAAAGACACAUUUACACCGGAAGAUUCUCAAGUCCUAGGAAAAAAAGAUGGUAAAAGCCUUGCUGUGGUAAGAGAUUCAAUGGAAGAUGAGGAUGAUCAACAUGAUCAGAAGAAGGUUGGAUAUGUGAGCUCUGCCGAAGACACUUCUAGCCUGAUUGAGUCUCCAGCCAUCCAGAAUCCAGCAAAAUACCAAGUUUCUGAUCACCAAUUGCCUGAAGAAACCAGAAAGAUGCACCUUCGAGGGAAAUAUUCUCACCAAGACCAACAUAAGCAAAAGCAGAUUGGAUUUGAGAUCUCUGCCAAAAACGCUUCUUCAUUGAUCGAGUCUCCAACAAUCAAGAAUCUGGAAGAACAUGGUGCUUCUGAAUGCGAAGUGUCCAAAGACACCAGAACGAUGCACGUUGCAGGUGAACAUCCUCAUGACGAUGAACAUAAACAAAAGCAGGCUGGAUAUGCGAGCUCUGCACAGGACACUUCUUCAAUAACCGAGUCUUCAGCCCUCAAGAAGCCUAUACAGUUGAAUUCUGAAAACUCAGCAGAUUACAAUGCUUUUGAUCAUGAAAUGUCCAAAGAAAUCCGAAAGGUUCACAAUGUUGGGAAACUCUCUCAUCAAGAUGCAUCGGAAAAUGAGAUUACAUGCCUUGAGGCAGAAAAAUCAGAGGUACAAAAAUCAGGCAAGAAAUAUGGAAAUGGGACUGGUCCUAACGAUUUUGUAGAGUGCAUAGCAGAGCGACUUGAAAAUGUAAAGCUUUCAAGUGCACCUUCACACUCAGCUGAGAUUAAUCAGGGAGGAAAUGCUGAUUCGGUAUCUGGGACUGAAGAUGGCUUAGAAGCCUAUGGAAGUCAUAGUGUUUCUGUUCCUUCAAAUGUUACAGAUCUGAAAAUUUCUCAUGACAAGAGUACUACCAAGGUUUCAAGAGAUACUCAUCACGAGAAAAAAUCAUUAGACAAUACCAAAGGAAGUUCAAAGAAAAUAAUUAAGAACUUCAAGGAUAGUGAUGUUUAUUCAGACGGUGAAUUUGGGAGUUUGCUGAAAGAAAUUCCAAGAUCUCCCACCAAAAGGUCCCCUGCUUAUGAUGGUAGUGUCUCUUCCUUCGAUGGAAAUGAUGACCAAGUCCCAGGACAACCUGUUCAAAUGGGUGAGAGAACAUUGCCCACAUUUAAUGAUGGUGCUGAAGAUAGUCCUGAACGGGAAAACGUUAUUUCAGAGAGAAAAAUCUACAGGAAUUCAAGAGUACAAACUCAAGCGAGAAGUUCUUCAACGAUGCUAUCAGAUCAGAAGUUGAAAAGCAGCAUGGUAGAGGAAGAUGGACCACUAGAAGAGAAUGGAAUCCCUCCAAGAAACAACAGAAUUAGGCCUGAUAGAGACAGCUUCCUGCCUAGAGUUCCUUACAGCAGGAGAAGUUGUGAACUGGUCUAUGAAACUGGCAGCUCUUCUAGUUAUGCACUACGUGAUGAACCCCUAAGCCAUCAAAUGCAUCAUCAUCCUUACAGAGGAAGAUUUCCUGAAGUGCCUGUUUAUAGGGAAAAGGAGUUUCCUCCCAAGUACUAUAACAGUGAAACAUCAGGAGAAAUUUAUGACAGAACAAAGUAUCAACAUGCUUAUAUUGACAGAAGAAGGCGAUCUGAAAGUUGGUCUCAGAGCGGGACCCUCCCACGGAUGCCAUAUUCUGGAGAGAUCUUUGAUGGAAGGUACCCUUACAUGCAUCGGUACCCGGAUGAUCAAAGGUGGUCUGCGCAAUUACCCCCACCUGCUGUCUGUUGCCACCAAGGGGUAUGCAUGGGUCCCACCUGGGGAAAUAGAUGGGACCCAUAUGACUCAUACCCAUCAAGUCCACAACGAUUUGUGGAGUCAGAAUCCUCCUGUGGUUGGGGUCAUGAGACAAUGUAUCAGUCUGAUGAUCAUAGGCAGAAAGAUCAGGUCAUGAGGAGAUUGUACUUGAGGGAGAAACGACAAGCAGUGAAAAGACGGUAUCAUCCCAUAGCAGGUGGAGCUCCAUUCCUGACAUGCUACUUCUGCCUCAACGUUCUACAACUUCCUGAAGGUUUUCUCCAUUCCAGAAGAAGAAGAGGAAAGAUAAACCACAAGCUGCAGUGUGGUGCUUGCUCUAGAAUACUAAAAGUUUCCCUCGAAAAUGAAGGUUGUAUUGCUCCUUCUGAAGCUUGUGUUGACAAGAAUGUUAACCUAGCUGCGUCUUCACAUGUGAAUCAUUCUCGUCGGGGCAGCUUAAAUUCUGCAGAUGGUAGAGAUUUGCUUUCACGUGAUACCUUUGGAACUUCUGGUCGAGAAAAAAGAAAGGUUAUUCCUGGAAGCUCGAGGAAUAGAGAAAGAAUGGAAGAUUCAGACGAUGCUGCACCUCAUGCUACUCGAGGAAGAGAGUCAAAGGUAACCUGGAAAAUGCCUGCGAGGAGUAAGUCACCACUUCAUAGGCUCAUGGGCUACUCUUCACCCCAGGACUUGUUAACUGGGCGUGAAGAUGAAGAUGAUGUGAUUCAGACGAUGCUGCACCUCAUGCUACUCGAGGAAGAGAGUCAAAGGUAACCUGGAAAAUGCCUGCGAGGAGUAAGUCACCACUUCAUAGGCUCAUGGGCUACUCUUCACCCCAGGACUUGUUAACUGGGCGUGAAGAUGAAGAUGAUGUAGAGUGAUGGUCUGAGUUUGGAAAUUUAAACAAAGAAAAACCGUUCAUUUUUCAUAGAAUUAGCAAGCUACGAAUCGUAACAGAUUCAUUUUUCCUGAUGCACUCUGGAGAUUGUUAAGGUAUCGUGACACGUCUGAUUAUUAGUAAUCAUAGUAGAUGGUUAAGGACAGAAUAUAUUUUCGAUUCUAUACAUAGAGUUGCCUUGUAAUAUAUUUGAUGUGUAUAAAUUAUCUUGAUUUGAUUGUUUGAAAAAUGUUCUCAGAUAUAUAGAAAAUUUCAAUUUUUUUG